Molecule: messenger RNA, 1137 nt
Organism: Lachancea nothofagi CBS 11611
Lineage: Eukaryota; Fungi; Ascomycota; Saccharomycetes; Saccharomycetales; Saccharomycetaceae
Source: the annotation of a GenBank genome assembly
AUGGUCAAGACAAGGGACGGCGUUUCUUCUGGGAAAUGCAGUUGCGAUAAGUGCAGGCCGACGAAAAAGCCCGUAAGAUACAGAUUCAACUUCCUGAAGCACAUGAACCUUCGCCACGGAAACUACGAGACUAUCACUUCAAUUUCAUAUUUGACAGAGAAGUACGGCGAGAAGCGCGCGGAAAACAUUUUCCGUUUUGUUAAGUGCAUUCACAAACAAAUCAAUAGUGGAGUCAAUAGGAUCAGCGAUCUGCAAGCUAGCAGUAUCCUUCCGUGGACUAGGGUAAGACUUUUUCUGCUCUUAGUGACACUCUCACAGAGAGGUGGCUCGGACUAUUGGAUGGAAAAAGAUGGUGAAGUCAGAGACCCACCUAAAUUAAAAGUUAAGGAGAAAGAUGUUAGUAGGGUAGAUUCUGAGGAACCCAAACCUUAUGGCACGCUAAUAGAAGAGGUUAUGCGACAGAACAUCAACGAAAACUUUAACGAAUCUGAGCAUGAUGAAAAUUACGUUUUUAGCUCAAUUUGGGCUAACUUCAUGGAAGGUCUAAUUAAUCACUUUUUGGAGAAAGUAAUCAUACCAAAUAGCGAGAAGAAAGUGUGCCAGCAACUGUACAAACCAAUGAUGAAGAUAAUUUCACUUUACAACGAAUAUAACGAGCUCAUGGAAAAAAGUGAGCGGAAUGGGUUUUUGCCAGCCAAUCAGGAUCCAUCUGCUUCAAUAAAUUCAGAUGUAGAGAACUGUGUCGAGAAUGGAAAACUACAGACAGCUCAGAGGCUUCUAUGGCAGGCUCGCCAGGAUAUUCCGAAAACUAUCAGCAAGGAGUUGACGCUCUUGUCGGAGAUGUACGCCACUUUGUCUGCAGAUGAACAAGACUUCGAGUUGGAUGAGUUUGUGUGCAGCGCAGAAGAGUAUAUUGAACUUGAAUAUUUACCGUGCCUGAUAGAUGUCCUCUUUGAUAAUUGCGGGACUAUUUACUUUUGGAAAAUUAUGAUCGUGCUGGAACCAUUCUUUUACUAUAUCGAAGAAGUUGUAGACGAGGAUAGUGCUAGUUUGCAGGAAGAAUCGGCCAAACCGGAUCCAAGAGUCGUAACAUUGGAGAAAAUUUGUCAAGUUGCUGCAGAACAAGAUUGGAUAUAA